This is a messenger RNA of Adineta ricciae, 207 nucleotides long. The record is from the annotation of a GenBank genome assembly. Lineage: Eukaryota; Metazoa; Rotifera; Eurotatoria; Adinetida; Adinetidae.
AUGCUGAGAAGCAAUCAAACUAUAUUGACUCUGUGGUUGAGCAUUAAUAGAAUUGGUGGUGAAGGUGUGAGGCAUCUGAGUGAAGCACUGAAAAAUCAGAGUGUACUAGAGACAUUUUAUAUUGGAUAUGAUCAAUUUGGAGAAAAUGGAAAAGCAUAUUUGGUUACCUUAAAAAAUUGUGACAAACAACGAAAGAUAGACUUUUAA